CAGGAAGGUCACACCAUCCCUCACCAUCAUCAGAGUGGAGAUCCGAUUCAUAUAAAAACUGAGAUAAAAGAGGAAGAAGAAGAGACGUAUGCGAUGGGUGAUCAGCAGCCUACGGAGAAGGUGGAGAUGACUACGAAAAAUAAACUGGGGCAAUCUGCUUUUGAUAUCGGCACAGAUGGACGCUAUUUCGGGAAUAUCUCAGAAAGACCUAUUUCAAUAUCUGGACUUAAAUUGGAAGAUAAUGGCAUCGUAGAACAUUUUCCAGGAAUGAAUCCCAUUACUCAGAGUCCUUACCCUUUGGAGAGAUCAAUGGAUCCUUCUACUUCUGAAGAGCCUUCUGGUGGAUCACAUGUUGUUCCUUCAGAUAUACGUCUGAGCUCUCACAGUUCAGCUACAUCAAUGGAUCCCUCAAAUCCAGAGAAGUUAUCUGAGCGAUCCCAUACUGGUACUCCAGAUCUACAUCUGAGGUCUCGGAGUAUGGCUCCAUCAACAGGUCCAUCUAAUGCUAAGAAGUCCUCUGAGCGAUCCCAUACUGGUACUCCAGAUCUAGAUCUAGACUCUCAACGUAUGGAUACAUCAACAGGUCCAUCUAAUCCCAAGAAGUCCUCUGAGCGAUCCCAUACUGGUACUCCUGAUAUACAUCUGAGGUCUCGGAGUAUGGAUACAUCAACAGGUCCAUCUAAUCCCAAGAAGUCCUCUGAGCGAUCCCAUACUGUUACUCCAGAUCUAGAUCUAGACUCUCAACGUAUGGAUACAUCAACAGAUCCAUCCAAUCCCGAGAAAUCUUCCCAUACAUCACUUACUGUUACUCCAAACGUACAUCUGAGAUCUCAGAAUACGGACAGAUCAGCAGAUCCCUCCCAACCCAGGACAUCAUCAGAUAACUCACAUACUGUUACUCCAGACCAACAUCUCAGAUCUCAGAGUGCGGAGAGGUCAACCAAUCCACCAAAUCCCAAGGAAUCUUCCGCAAGCCACAAAGCAGUUCCCUCAAGCGAGAGUGUGAUGUCGUGUUUGGGGUGCGGGAAAACGUUCACAAUGCAAUCCGAACUUCUUCUUCAUCUUCGAUCUCACACCAGCGUGACCUAUACCUGUUCGGAGUGCGGGAAACCUUUCAGCGAGAAAAGCGAACUUCGCUCUCAUCAGAAAAUUCACACGGGGGAGAAAGCUUCUUCUCAAUCAGGCGAGAGUCCAAUGUCGUGUUUGGGGUGCGGGAAAUCUUUCACGACGAGACCCGAACUUCUUGCGCAUCUCAGGUCUCACACCAAAGUGACCUACACGUGUUCAGAGUGCGGGAAAUCUUUUACCGAGAAGAGCGAGCUUCUUGCGCACCAGAAAAGUCACAAUCCUUAUUCGUGUACCGAGUGUGGGAAAUCUUUCACUCUGAAAGGAGACUUUACCAGGCAUCAGAGAGUUCACACCGGGGAGCGCCCUUUUUCUUGUACAGAGUGCGGGAAAAGUUUCACCCAAAAAGCAAACCUUGUUAUACACCAGAGAAUUCACACGGGCGAGCGCCCUUUUAAAUGUUCGGAGUGCGAGAAAUGUUUUCCCGACAAGGGAAAGCUUACGGCACACCAGAGAGUUCACACAGGUGAGCGGCCUUAUUCGUGUUCAGAGUGCGGGAAGUGCUUCGACCAGAAAGGGAAACUUAUUCGACACCAGAGAAGUCACACGGGAGAACGGCCUUAUUCAUGUGCAGAGUGCGGGAAAUGUUUUACACUUAAAAGCAAUCUAAAUACACAUCAGAAAACUCACGCCCGUUGACUUUAUUGACAAAUGUUGAUUAACUGAUGGAAACUGCUCCAUCCAUAGAACGAACGUCUAAUAAAAUAUAACUAUUUAAAGGGCCACGCCCCUAUAAAAGUCAUAUAUUCACGGAGAAUCGAAUGGUGGGAUCUUCCCGAUACAGUUCCUGACCACCUUGGAAUGAUAUGAAGAGUAGUAUUGGAUGGUAUCGCUCUCCGACAUCUUCAAAUACUCCAUUGAAUAUCUGAUGUUGAAGAUUUUGAGACGAAGGAAUACAAUUUUUCAACUCCCUUUAGGCGAUGAAAGGCUCGCAGGUUUUGAGAUCGAACACUGGCAAGCUCUUCAGUGAAUGGGGCAGGAUGUCCAUUGUAAGCCAAGCUUUCCCAGUUAUGACCAAUAGAUGAUGUGAUGAUUUUAUUUCCUAAAGAAAUGUUCGUCUGUAUCCGGCCUAAUGGGUGCAAACACGAUCGUUAAAUUAAAUGUAGUACAAUCCAAUCAAAAUUUGUCUUUUAAGGGCUCAUUUACACUUGCUUCAGUGUCAACACACAUCAAAGCGCCUACCACUUCAACAUGCCUUUAUGGUGCUUUGAUGGUGUUUUGAUGAUGCUUCAGUGAUGCUUUGGUGAAACUUCAAUGAUUCUUCCGUGGUGGUUUGAUGAUGCUUUGGUGAUGCAUUUGGUGGUGUUUCAAUGAUGCUUCGGUGGUGCUUCGGUGAUGUUUCAGUGGUGCUUCAAUGAUGCUUCGGUGGUGCUUCAAUGAUGUUUCGGUGGUGCUUCAAUAAUGCUUCAGUGGUGCUUUGAUGGUGCUUAGAUGAUGCUUCAAUUAUACUUCGGUGGUGCUUCAAUGAUGCUUCAGUGGUGCUUCCAUGAUGCUUCGGUGGUGCUUUAAUGUUUCGGUCAUGCUUCAAUGAUGCUUUGGUAGUGCUUCGAUGAUGCUUCAGUGGUGAUUUUUUUUUUUCACAAUCAGGUUUAUUAAUGUGCAAGAAAUGAUUACAAAUUACAUCUUACAUAGUAUUGACGUUAGAUGUCCAGAAUAACAAACAUUAUACAGAGAAAAGAAUUUUGAAUUA
This is a messenger RNA of Rana temporaria (common frog), 2815 nucleotides long. Its product is annotated as zinc finger protein 37-like. The record is from RefSeq and is a predicted model, not a curated record. Gene Ontology annotation, biological process: regulation of immune system process; negative regulation of transcription by RNA polymerase II; regulation of cytokine production. The coding region runs from base 94 to 1764 and encodes 556 amino acids. NCBI's taxonomy places the organism in Eukaryota, Metazoa, Chordata, Amphibia, Anura, Ranidae. The transcript is spliced from 3 exons.